AUGCAGCGGCUUGAGUGUCACGUAAAGAAGUAUAACUGGGGGAAACGUGGCACUCAGAGCGAGGUGGCACGACUGUUUGCCGCUGGGCACAGGAACUUUGAAGUGGACGAAGAUGAGACCUACGCUGAGCUCUGGAUGGGCACCCACCCAGAUGGCCCCGCUGUGCUUUCGAACUCCGCCACGCGGCUGUCAUCAUUCAUCGCCAAGAGCCAUUCAGCCAGCUAUCUGAGCAACAACAAUUGGAAAGAAGAUAUUCACUUGCCUUUUAUAAUGAAAGUCAUGUCUAUAGCUCGAUCCCUCAGUCUUCAAGUACAUCCCAAUAAGGAACAAGCUAUCAGGCUACACGAACGGGACCCUAUCCACUACCCGGAGCGGCAUCACAAACCCGAACUCGCGUACGCCCUAACACAGUUCGAGCUGUUAUGCGGAUUCCGGCCAGCAGAUGAAAUCCUAGAAAAUAUCGAAGCUUUUCCACCACUACGGCACGUAAUGGACAGCCAUAAUUGCGAGAAUCUUCGGAUUAUCGUAGGAAAAGAGAAGAAUCCGCACUCUCUCAAAUGUCGACAGGCGCUAGCCGCUUGCUUCGGGGAAAUGAUGGAAAGAACUCGACGCCAUCCGGAUCUCGUCAGCGAGUAUGUCGAUGAACUGAUUGAAUGCCUCGACAAUGGAGUACGCGGUUGUCUAACUGAAGCCACUGUCAAAGUGAUUCAGAAGAUGUCUGUGGAUUUCCCUGGUGAUGUUGGUGUAUUUUCUCCAUUGAUUCUGAAUCACAUGAUCCUGAAACCAGGAGAGUGCUGCUACUAUGCAGCUGAAGAACUGCACGCCUAUCUUAGCGGAGGUACAGUUCAAACGUUAACUUCACAGAACAUUUCUAACGAAUACUGA
Messenger RNA from Cooperia oncophora, 885 nucleotides. NCBI's taxonomy places the organism in Eukaryota, Metazoa, Nematoda, Chromadorea, Rhabditida, Trichostrongylidae. The record is from the annotation of a GenBank genome assembly.